Molecule: messenger RNA, 5267 nt
Organism: Ochlerotatus camptorhynchus
Lineage: Eukaryota; Metazoa; Arthropoda; Insecta; Diptera; Culicidae
Product: LIM/homeobox protein Lhx8-like
Exons: 6
Coding region: 1778-2779 (333 amino acids)
Biological process (GO): positive regulation of transcription by RNA polymerase II
Cellular component (GO): nucleus
Molecular function (GO): transcription coactivator activity; DNA-binding transcription factor binding
Source: RefSeq, a predicted model, not a curated record
GGAUGUGUUUGCUUUUCGCUGCUACAGUUUCGCGAAGUUCACCUUCAGUCUGUUGGAGCACUCAAACCAGUGUGGACAUAGAAAACAUCUAAAGUUUGAUAGCGCACUGUCUGGGAGUUGGUACGAGGGAGACCUGGCAGUCAGACACACGCUCGAGAGUGGGAGAGCGUAAUAAACUAAGUGAUAUUAGUGCGGUGUGAUAGAUGGUUGCUUUUGGUGGAUUGAACCGCUUGAUUGGUAUUAAGUGGAAGAGUGGAAAAUUGGCAUGAAAUUGGAGAUUUCGCAGACGUUCGGUGGAAAUUGAAAGCAAUUGAGUGAUUCGAAGCAAAUAGUGUAUGGAAAAAGAGAGUAAUAUUGAUUGUCAUUAUUAUAAUUUUUAUAACAGGUAAACUGUGCGGGAUUUGAAGGUUUAAAAUAGUUUAAAUAUGUGAAUUGUGCAUAUAGAAAGGAAAAACAAGUUUGUGACUACUAUUUACGACUUCGCAAACAGCAAAAGUGAGUUAUUGGAAGCGAAUAUUGUGCUAAAUUAAAGUGUGAUACUCGGAAACCACAAGUAAAUUCCUGGAUAAGUCCGAUUAGUUGGACUAAAUGUACAACAAACUAAAUAGCAACAUCUAUGUUGUUCUUGUACUUCCAACAUACGGAUUGAUAAGCACAAGUGACGCGUGCAUCUCACAAAAGCAGAAUAAAAAAUAUACAAGCCUGAAAGCAGACAAAAAGUGAAUGAAAGUAUAGAAAACGCUUUACGGUGUGUAAAAUAAGGUGAACAGUACCAGAAAAUUCAUCUCGUUCCCUGCUCAUACUUUUGGAACGCGUGCUCUUCUCAACAUUUCCGGAAGGAAUAAUAGAAAACGUACACAGCAACUUUGCGUACAGGCCAAUGGAAAGUGUUUUCAUACUCAUACCUUUAGUGCUAAGCAGCAUUCAAGCUCGGAACAGAAUAGGAUAAAAAAUAUCAAAACAUUUCCCAUACAAUCAAAUAAAAUCACUUUACACACCUCUCUUUAUAAGCGGAGUAAUAACAUCACAUACCACGCGGCGUAGUUCCUUCUGGCCUGACAGUCAGCGUCGGCAUCAACAGACGACGGCAGUUGGAAGCUUGCUUGCUGCUCUCACAGGAGACACGCGCCUCGUUCGCUGCCGCUAAACCAAGCUGCAAGUCUAGCGAGAAGUGAAAUCACCUUCCUUCCUCUGCCAGCAGCACCCAUCACCAAUAGGCGGGUGAACAGUUGACGAAGCUUGGGUGGAAAAACAUCGCGCACGCCGGCUUCUACUCUUCCUCCCUUUUCACGGGUGCCGUUAUCGUCAGCACCUUUUUUGUCCACAGACGCUCGUUCGGUUUUCCCAACUACCGGUGAAACGUUAUAAGGAUAUUUUCCACCCGGAGAGUGAACAACGGUAGGCAGAGAAAGAGAGUGCGAAGAGUGUGAGAAGGGGAGAAAGAUCAAGCUCCAAAAGAGGCAGAGUGCCAGCACCAGUCCUGCUCAGUGUAACAGAACUCCAUUAAAUUCCUGGGGAAAAAAGCGAAAAAAGUAGCGAAACCGGAGAGAAAAAAAUACAGUGGAAGUGAGAGGACUUAACGAGCAGGUCUCAGUUUGCGAGUGUGGAACAGAAAGAGAGCAAAAAAUAUCAGGCAGCGGCAGCACUGAGGCGCACCGAGCUCGUAUAAUCAAUUGGCAAACUGGGCACCCAUGGGACACCGAAACGCCGAGGGGCUGGACAUGAGCCUCCUGUGAAAAACUUAAGCUUCGGUGACGUCAAGCGUCCAGUGUCAGGAAUGCACAGCACUGAAAAUGUUGCUGUGGAACCGAUCAACGAUCACACAGUCAAUGUACAGGCAACAAGGACCCUCAACGCCGCCAGUGUUACUGCUAUGGGACACACGACAGUUACACAGAACGCACCGGCAAUCCAAUCAUCGGUCUCGUCCACCCCGAAUCUCAUCAGCAGCACUGGGAUGGCCAAGGACUGCGCUGGCUGCGGGAAACGUAUCACCGAGCGAUUCCUGCUGAAAGCCUUGGACCUGUUCUGGCACGAGGAUUGCCUCAAGUGCGGCUGCUGUGAUUGCCGGCUCGGUGAGGUCGGCUCUACCCUGUAUACUAAAGCAAACCUAAUACUGUGUAAGCGAGACUAUCUCAGACUGUUCGGCACUACCGGGUACUGUGCCGCGUGCAACAAGGUGAUACCGGCGUUCGAAAUGGUGAUGCGUGCCAAAAACAACGUCUACCAUUUAGAAUGCUUCGCCUGUCAGCAGUGCAAUCACCGGUUCUGCGUGGGCGACCGUUUUUAUUUAUGUGAUAAUAAAAUUUUAUGUGAAUACGACUACGAGGAACGAUUAGUGUUCGCCAGCAUGGCAUGCAACCCAUCUAGUUUAGCGCAUAUACGGAGGCAAGUUAGUAAUUUACAGCCAGCCGGAGAAAAUCUCAUCGGUAAUGUCGGCAGUGGACGUAUGCCGCCAACCGUUAAUCGAUCUGCAUACGUAGCAGACAAACUUGGUCUAACACAGCAGCAACAACAGCAACAGCAACAGCAGCAGCAACAGCAAGGACCCCAACAUCAACAGCACCCACCAGUAUCAUCGAAUCACGCGACGCAACACCAUUCUCAGCCUCCCCAACCAUCGCCACAGCAAUCCCAGCAAUCGGCUGGUGGGAGUCAUCUCCAGAAUCCUGCCCAGCAACAGCAUCAUCCUAGCAAUCUUGGCCCUCACCGAGAUGAUGGCUCUAGCGGCUAUGGGAGCCCCGAUUCGGAAACCUUCGAGACUCCAGCCACUCAAUGACGGCCAGUACCCUGAUUCUGCGAGGCCAUUUAGUCGCGGCCACUGCUAGUGGGAUAUGGUUUAUUAUCAUUCGUUCAAUACCGUGCAAGUUGAAUGACGUGUUUCUGAAGUGAUGUUGAUGGUUCCUUUUUGGUAUAGCUAUUGAUCCACGUCGGCUGUGAUGGAUCGCUCUUUUGGGGCUUUUUCAUUACUUUUUAUUAUGUAAUGCUAAAGUAAAAUCCAGUUGAAUUUUCAGUUAUCCCAUCGUAAAAUCGAUAGUUUAACGCUAUCUCACUAUCAAAAUGCAAAAUUUUCGCACCGUAGAGCCACACUAAAGGUUCACUCGAGAGUGCUUUGUUAGUACACACACAGAGUGUGUCUCUACGUUGUGUGAAUUUUGAAUUUUGAUAGGGAGAUGGGUUGACUGAAAAUUCAAUUGAAUGUAACUUAAGCAUUCUAUACUAAAAAGUAAUGAAAAAGUCCCAAAAGAGCGAUCCAUCCCUGCACGUCAGAACAGUAGUUUCUACACGAUGUCGAUAGGUUUGUUUCAUUCGUGGAAUCCUCUGGCACUGUAAAAGCUGUAAGCGCAAGAGAUGUUUCUAGUAAUUAUAAAUCAAAAUCCUAGUGAUUUGGAACCGGAAUCAGAAUCUUAGCUAUUUAAAAAAUUCCCCAGUCGAAUUUGGAGUCAGGUAUUGUUUUACCUCCUCUAAAAUGAAAAUAAAGCAGAACAUAAGAUGGGUGAAUUCUAUUAAAUUGUUAUAAACAAAUUUCAAAUUUUCCACAUUCGGUGAAUUUUGAAACCUAAAACACAUUUCGAAAUUCAUUUUUGAAGUUUUCAAAUUGAUGGAUUCUUUUAAAACUAUUACUGUAGACUAUCAGGUGCCGGCACCGGUGGGUCUGGGUUCAAUCCCAGCCGAGGUCGGUGCGAUUUUUCUGAGGUAUAAAAAUCUCUGGUCACGUCUUCCUUCGGAAGGGAAGUAAAGCCGUUGGUACCGGCUCAUGUGUGUUUGAAUGGGUGCAAUAUCUUACGCAGGUGUGGAAGCUGCCUUCCUGCACAUUCGAUUGCCGUCAAUGGAUGGCAAUCGAUGUCCGCCGUUGAUUGGCUGGCACUAGAUUGCGGAACAGAGACCGACGUUAAAUAAAGGAAUGAAGACUAACAGGUCUUCUUAAAAACAUGAUUGAUUGAUUGAUUUCUUUAUUAUAGAGACUUUCAGUCGUUGGCUGGUUCGUCUCUACAAAAAUAUGAUUUAUGUUUUAGGAGUAUCUGUCAAUUUUUAAAUUUUUCGACCUUGGGAAAAGAAAAUCAUUGAGACUCGCUUGCAUUUUUUUUUUGCAAGCCGAGGCCGAGUGUUACUUCACAUUGAAAACGAAGUGGUCAAAGUGCAAAGGUCAACUGAGAUUUAUUCAUAUUUCAACGAACAAAGAAAUCAGUGCCAACAUUUCAAAAGGGCGUAAUUGCUUUUGUAAACAAUGGCUUUAGCCGUUGAUUUCUCGCGAAUGAAAUCUUACCUCUCCAAAAUAACAAUGCUUGCUGGUAGACGAAACAUUCCUCUACCUGAUGGUGUUAUUAUUUUUCAUGAGUGAGCUUUUAUUCGCGAUAAAUUGACGGCUCUAGCCAUUGUUGACAAACACAAUUACGCCCCUUUGAAAUGUUGGCACUGAAAUACGAAUUUAAAAAUUUAAAUGUGUUCAUGUAAAAUUUAGGUUUCACUGUUAUAUGCUUCAGGUCAGACUGCGAAGUAUAUCAAUGGACCAAAAGUAAUAUUAUUUGGAAAUAUUUUGAAGAUUUAAAAACUAGAAUGAUCUCUUGACAGAUCGGACCCAAUUUCAUCAAAAUAACUAGGGAAAAUAUGUACUCCAAACUCCACAACAACAUCAGUUCAUGAAGCAUUCAAACAAACUAUAAAUCAGGCCUGCAGAAACACACACGGAAAGAUAAAAAAAAACUUUGUAUACAUAGUCUAGUCGAAAUAAAUAUUACAAAUACUGGUAAUGUAAUUCCCUAAAAUCAAAGAUAAGAACGAACCAUUGUUUAUCUCGUAGCAUUUAAGUGAUAAAGUUGUUAAUUUAUUUCGAUUCUCGCACUGUACAUAUUGUCACCAACAAGAAGAUACACAUUGAAUAAGCUAUUGCAAUCAAUAGGCAAAUUUAUAAACAAAAUUGAGUAUGAGAAGUAUUACCGAUACAAAGCUAAGUUCUUCUUGUAGAACGAACAAAAAGAAACGAAUUAAUGUAACUACAUAAUAAGGAAAAGUAAACUUAAAAGGUAGGAAGAUUGUUUUAAGGGAAAGAUUACAUUUUGAAAACAUAUCUCUACGUUCUACUACACAGAUGAUGAGCCUAAAAGUGUUCCUGAGAUAACUGUACGCACAGAGGCUGUAAUAAUAAUUGAAAAAAAAUGUGCGUAGCCUACUCUAGGACAAAGCAGAAAGGCCAACUGCUACAAAGUUGUGUACAACUUACAUAUUUCGUUUAAAAACAUUUGUUUUGUCAUUAUUAUAUCGUUAUU